UAGAAUCUGGCAUUCAUAUCUCUCUCUUUAUAAAUAGACCUCAUGCUGUUUGUUCUCUCUGCACUUACACACUAAGCCACACUCAUUGCUUCCUCAUUCCCUCAGUGUCCCAGCUUCUCUUAAACUACCCUUCAACUCAAUCAAUGGCCAGUGUUCAGGUUUCAGGAUCUCCAACCGAAUUUGAAGAAAUCGAAGCAGCUGACGAAACAAAGGCUGAAGAGACAAUUGCAGAAUUGGAACCAGCCACUGAUCAUGAUGGCGAAGUUCCUUCAGAGGAAGCCAUAGAGGAAGCCGAUGAGGUUGAAGCCGAAGAGCCACCAGAGGAAGAAACCAAAGAAACUAAUGUUGAAGUCACUGAAGAACCAGCUGCAUCACCGGAAGAAGAUGAGAAUCCCCUCGAAGAAGAGGAAGAAUAAAUCUUUUGCGUGAGAUAAGUGCUUGGAAUUCUCCAUUAUACCCUAUGUUUCCUUGUCUUUCUUAUCAUUUGCAUGUCAAACUUGGUGAGAGUGAGACUAUUAUUGUUCUGUUUUAGUUGAAUGGAUGUAAUCUCUAAGGUUUGUUGUAUCAUUUAUUAACAUGAUCCUUUUUCCUCG
Molecule: messenger RNA, 593 nt
Organism: Syzygium oleosum
Lineage: Eukaryota; Viridiplantae; Streptophyta; Magnoliopsida; Myrtales; Myrtaceae
Product: major latex allergen Hev b 5-like
Exons: 2
Coding region: 144-416 (90 amino acids)
Source: RefSeq, a predicted model, not a curated record